Messenger RNA from Cuscuta europaea, 2504 nucleotides. Lineage: Eukaryota; Viridiplantae; Streptophyta; Magnoliopsida; Solanales; Convolvulaceae. The record is from the annotation of a GenBank genome assembly.
AUUAAAACCUACGACCGCCCAAAUUCAUUCUCCAGUGCGCCUCUCUCUCUCCGAACGAAGAGGACAUCCAAUCCAGUGCGCCUCUCUCUCUGCGAACGAAGAGGACAUCCAAUCCAGCGCGCCUCUCUCCCUGCGAACGAAGACGACAUCCAAUCGCCUACAGUCGAAGAAGAUGAUAGCCGGUUCCCGUUGCUUAGUUUUUCUCGGCCGAUAGCAGUUUUCUUGGACCUGCGGCGAUUCCGGUUUUGGAAGAAGUCUCCCCCAACAGCAGUUACAUAUUUGUAAAGGAAAUGGAUUCCCAGGAAGACGAAAAUGCUACAGCUCCGCAAAGUAGUAAAAAGAGAUGUAUCACUAUAAUGAAGAAGUGUUUACUAAGACGUGCCUCUAAUCCUGAUAAGAUAUUUGUCAAGUUUAUUGGGUCUACGCCAAUUGAGCCAAAUAGAUCCAAGCUAAUCAGUUUUGUUGGAUCACUGGGACGAUGCAAUGUAGAUAUCACAAUUUCUGAUUGGAGGCGAGUUUCAAAACCCACGAAGGAUCUUAUGUGGGAAGAUAUUGUGUCUAUUUUUGAGAUCCCAAAAACGAAGGAUGUUAGACAGCAGAUGAUGAGUAUAGCCAAUAAGUCGUGGAAAGACUUCAAGUCGAUGUUAACUACUGACUUUGUGUAUGGGAAAAAACAAGAUGAAGACCCUCUAAAGAUAUAUAAUUGGAUAACUGAAGAGCAAUGGGCUAAGUUUGUGGAAAUUCGCCGCAAUCCAGAGUUUCAGAAACUGAGUGAGAAGGGUAAAGAGCUACAAUCUUUAAAUAUGUACACAAAUCGAUUGUCUCGGGGAGGUUACUACAAGUUAGAGCAAGAUCUCAUAAAGAAAAAACAACAAGAACAAGAACUUGCUGCUAUGUCUGAUCCAUCUUUUGUGUGCAUGCCUAUCACUUUCAUUCCGAGACAUAUAUUAUGGACUGGAGGUCGAGUUGGUAAAGAUGGAAAGUUUACCACAGAAGAAAGUAGAAGCGUUGCAGAAAAAAUUGUUGUUCUUGAACAACAAGCAUCCAUGGGGGAAUUCACUGAGUCUGGGAGGGAUGAUAUUUUGAGUGCAGCAUUAGAGAAAAGGGAACAUCCUGGUCGUGUUAGGGGUGUGGGAAGGGGAGUUACAAUAACUAAAUACUUUGGGCCAAAGUCAAGAUCUGAUGAGAAAUAUGUGUCAGAAGAGAGUGUUCAACAGAUAGUUAAAAGAGAGGUUGCGGAAGCAAAGUACAGAGUUAGUAAAGCAUUUGAGGCAAAAAUGGAAGCAAUGAUGCAAACUAUGAUGUCAAGGAACACAAGUCCUAUGUCCAUUCAUUCAGAUCGGACCGUAGGAAUUAAUACAGGUCCUCCAAAAAGUGGAAAAGCUAGUUGUUCAGACCCGUUUGAAGAGUUGCCUUUGACAGGAGAAAAAUGUAUAUGCUACCUGAAUGAUCCUACUAAACGUGUUGUGGCAUACGGGAAAGUCUUUAGGCCUGGUGGAAUGCUCCACAAUAUACCACUAUCUCAUGAUAAUGUGCGUGUUGUUGUUGAAAAAAUCGUUGUUCCUGGUGCACAUGUACCUUACCCGAAUGAUGAGGUUCAAACAGUAGAUGAUGCUCUUUCUCAAUUUAUUGCUUGGCCAAGGCAGUUAGUAGAAUUGGGAACUGAGAUUGAGGUACAACAACGACGAAGAUCAAAAGGAAAAUUGUUGAACCCGUUGUCCCCGGAUCCUAGCUGCCCUUCAUCCGUGGAUGUAAGUGGCAUGUCUAGAGAGUUUCAUAUGGUUAAGACAUUGGCAAUUGGAUUAGCUGCCGAUGAGUUCAUUGAUAUAAAUAUGGAUGUUGACAUUGUUGGUAAACAAUAUGGAUUCCAUAUUUAUCGGGAGGAGAUCGUGCGAUUUCUUAAGAUGGAAACUCUUGAUAUAAGUGCAAUGAUGUUAUUUUGCAUAUAUCUUCAUCAACACUUUGACUUGAAAGCAAGUAACAAGUUUGGUCUCUUAUGCCCAAACAUGGUUCAACAUAAGACAACUUAUGAAGACAAAUGUGAAUACCUUGCUGGCGUUAUUCUGAAAGGAGGUAAACAGUAUUAUCUUGCACCAUAUUAUGAAAGGCACGAGGCGUUUUGGUUUGAUUCAAUUGGUGGUCAACCGUCUAAGGAUAUAAAGCAUAUAGUGGCAGUGUCAUUCAAAGAAGCUGCAGUCAAAGGUAGAACUUCUACAAAUCGGUACAAAACUAUAAAAUGGAUUAUUUGUCCGUGUCCGAUGCAAGUGGGAAAUGUGGAAAGUGGUUAUUACGUGUUAAGAUUCAUGUAUGACAUCAUCUCUUCCAAGACAAAUAAAGACUCCAUGAGCAAGGUGUUUGGUCCUUAUGAUAAAUACACAAAAGGAGAUCUGGAUGUUAUAAGAGGGAUGUGGUGUAAAGCGUUGUGCAAAUGUAGUUUAUGAUGACAGUAUGAGUCGUAUGACACUUGCAUAAUUUGGUGUUUAGGAUGAUACUUUGAGAGUUUA